Messenger RNA from Lobosporangium transversale, 882 nucleotides. RefSeq lists its product as hypothetical. Gene Ontology annotation, molecular function: protein-phosphatidylethanolamide deconjugating activity. The annotation marks the transcript as partial. The record is from RefSeq and is a predicted model, not a curated record. NCBI's taxonomy places the organism in Eukaryota, Fungi, Mortierellomycota, Mortierellomycetes, Mortierellales, Mortierellaceae. The transcript has 5 exons.
AUGCUUGUGCGAUUCAUGUCGGAUUUCCAGUCUAAGCUAUGGUUUACUUAUAGAAAAGAUAUGCUUCGGAUUGAGCCAUCAGCUUAUACUUCUGAUGCAGGAUGGGGCUGUAUGAUGCGCACAGGACAGAGUCUGCUUGCCCAAGCAUUUGUUCAUAUCAUUCUUGGCCGAGACUGGCGUUACCAUCAACAACCGACAGAAGAAGUUGUUCAAAAAUACUGUAACAUUUUGAGUUGGUUUGCAGAUGAGCCGGAACGGUAUUACAGUAUUCACAAUAUUGCUAAAGCAGGGGUGCAUCUUGAGAAGCGUAUUGGCGAUUGGUUCGGGCCAGCUACAGUAGCACAUGCUUUAAACGUUCGCGUGUCUGACAUUGAGAGGGCAGCUAUCGAUGGGCAGCCCAAGAUGGCACGGGCAUCAAUGGAAAGUGUAGGCCCAAACUUUUAUGAACACCAAAGCAAAACUUCUGAGUCUACCAGCUGGAAACCUGUGGUAAUACUACUGCCUGCUCGAUUCGGCUUGGAGAAGCUGACAGAGCGAUACAUCAAUAACUUGAAGCGACUUUUCAGGCUCCCACAAUUCCUUGGCAUUGCAGGCGGCCGGCCCGGUCGAUCGCUUUAUUUUGUUGCGAGUCAGGGUAACGAACUCUUUUAUUUUGACCCCCACUUUGUCAAGCCCCGGGCCACACAGGAAGAGCUAUCUUGUUAUCCUUCCAUAGUACGUUUAUGCUAUCAUUGUAACGUCAUUAGAUCGAUGGAUAUCCUUGAAAUGGAUCCGUCAAUGUUGCUUGGAUUCCUGAUCCGAUCUGCGGACGACUUGGUCGACUUGUGUACCCGUCUAAAAACGGAAAUGGAGCAUGGAUACCCCCUCUUGACAAUCGUUGAA